Molecule: messenger RNA, 1186 nt
Organism: Gracilinanus agilis (Agile Gracile Mouse Opossum)
Lineage: Eukaryota; Metazoa; Chordata; Mammalia; Didelphimorphia; Didelphidae
Gene: VDAC2
Product: voltage dependent anion channel 2
Exons: 10
Coding region: 183-1103 (306 amino acids)
Biological process (GO): monoatomic anion transmembrane transport
Cellular component (GO): mitochondrial outer membrane
Molecular function (GO): voltage-gated monoatomic anion channel activity
Source: RefSeq, a predicted model, not a curated record
GCGGACAGCUGUGGGGGGCCGUGGCGGGGUCCUGGCGGGCGGGACGGUGGUGUCUCCUUCACUUCGCCCUCCAGCCGCGGUAGCUACACCAGGAGCCCUAACGCGUCCAGCCGCCCGAACAGCUAGCGGAACGCCGACGGCCCUCAUCCAACUUCCAGGUCUUCCCUUCCCGCGGCCUCACCAUGUCGUGCCAGCCGCCGUGUCAGCCGCCGUGCCAGCCGCUGUGUCAGCCACCCUGUCAGCGUCCGACAAUGUGUGUUCCUCCAGCAUAUGCUGACCUUGGCAAAGCUGCUAGAGAUAUUUUCAACAAAGGAUUUGGUUUUGGAUUAGUGAAACUAGAUGUGAAAACAAAGUCCUGCAGUGGAGUGGAAUUUUCAUCAUCUGGUUCAUCUAAUACAGACACCGGUAAAGUUUCUGGGACUUUGGAGACCAAAUAUAAAUGGUGUGAGUAUGGUCUGACUUUCACAGAAAAAUGGAACACUGAUAACACUCUGGGAACCGAAAUCGCAAUUGAAGAUCAGAUUUGUCAAGGUUUGAAGCUGACAUUUGACACUACCUUCUCACCAAACACAGGAAAGAAAAGUGGUAAAAUAAAGUCUGCUUAUAAGCGGGAAUGUAUAAACCUUGGCUGUGAUAUUGACUUUGAUUUUGCUGGACCUGCAAUUCAUGGGUCAGCUGUUUUUGGUUAUGAAGGCUGGCUUGCUGGUUACCAGAUGACCUUUGAUAGUGCCAAAUCAAAGUUGACAAGGAAUAACUUUGCAGUGGGUUACAGGACUGGAGACUUCCAACUGCACACUAAUGUCAAUGAUGGAACAGAAUUUGGAGGUUCAAUUUAUCAGAAAGUUUGUGAAGAUCUUGAUACUUCUGUAAACCUAGCUUGGACAUCAGGCACCAACUGCACUCGUUUUGGUAUUGCAGCCAAAUAUCAGUUGGAUUCCACUGCGUCUAUUUCUGCAAAAGUCAACAAUUCUAGUUUAAUUGGAGUGGGUUAUACUCAGACCCUGAGGCCUGGUGUGAAGCUUACGUUGUCUGCCCUGGUGGAUGGGAAGAGCAUCAAUGCUGGAGGUCACAAACUUGGGCUCGCCUUGGAGUUGGAGGCUUAGUCCAAUCGAAGAAAUCUGUGGGGAAGGGAUAGCUAGCAGAAGAUUUGGCCUUAAAAUAUAUUUCCAAUGUGACCAGCAGGCUU